This is a messenger RNA of Aspergillus luchuensis, 606 nucleotides long. RefSeq lists its product as uncharacterized. The transcript has 5 exons. The record is from RefSeq and is a predicted model, not a curated record. Bases 1 to 606 code for a protein of 201 amino acids. NCBI's taxonomy places the organism in Eukaryota, Fungi, Ascomycota, Eurotiomycetes, Eurotiales, Aspergillaceae.
AUGUCCUUUGCUGACAAGAACCCUGGUUGCCGGGUUGUUGGCUUUGAUUUUGUGUAUAUGCAGCCUUCGGAGGUACCCUUGAACUGUGAGUUUUACAUUAUCGAUCUUACACAACCUGACUGGUGGGAAGCAUACGUGGAUGUUAGCCUCGUGCAUAUCAAUGACCUCGGCGGUGACAUCUCACUGCUGAAAUGUCUAUUGGCUGGAGCAUUUAGAUGCUGUAUGCCAUGUGGAGUGGUCGAGCUUCACGGAAUCACACUCGAUCUUUACAACCGAAAAGGCCCGGCUUAUAGUUUCUACAAAGAUCUACAGACAGCCUACUAUAAAGAUGAAAGACAGCUCAGUUUACCUGAACGGUAUGACAGUGAACUAUCAAAUCAUGGCUUUAUCAAUGUGGCUUCGCAUCAGUAUAGGAUUCCUUUAAAGUCGGAAUACUCUACCCAUUUACAAAAGAGGUUCCUAAAGACCUGGCUCGAUGGUCUAGAGGCCCUCGCCCUUGAUUUGAUGACGAAACAUCUGGGAUGGACACGCGAAAGAACAUUACUUGAAUGCGCGUUGACACGUGAGGAGCUUCACAAUGGAAUCGAUGGCUUCCUAACUAUGUAA